Molecule: messenger RNA, 1362 nt
Organism: Venturia canescens
Lineage: Eukaryota; Metazoa; Arthropoda; Insecta; Hymenoptera; Ichneumonidae
Product: cell adhesion molecule 1-like
Exons: 6
Coding region: 420-1271 (283 amino acids)
Source: RefSeq, a predicted model, not a curated record
GACCACGGCACGAAGUUGCGUAGUUUAAAGGCACACACUGUAUAAAAUAGACGCACGUUUGUAUUAAAUUUACGUAGUAAAACGAAUAAUAAAUAAAACCAAAAAAUAACAAAAAAAAGAAAACAAGAAGAAGAAGAAGAAAAGAAAACCCAAAACGCAAAAAACAAACAAGCAAACAAACGAGAAACGAUAAAAAAAAAAAAAAAUAGAAAAACACACGAUAAACGGAUAAAUUAAUGAAAAAACACGACGAUCACGCAUAUUGAACGAGAACAUAUAGAAACCCUUAAAACUAUUCCACGAUAAAUAUAAUAUUCAUUGAAUAAAUAAAACGAGAAACUAAAGAACCGAAGAGAUAAAUAAAAACGUCACAAGAUAACGAGUAAAGAAAGAAGAAGCAGAUAAAUAUAAAAGAAAAUAUGCCGCGUCAACAAGCCGACUGGGGAAAGAUCAUAUUCGUAUAUAUUUUACAAUUAUUUUCAUAUGCGACUAAUGCGGAACACGUAGUGCAGCUCGUUGCACCGAGUUAUGUUAAGUUUAACGACUCGGCAACCCUUGUUUGCAACCACAAUGUGGCACCCGAUGAUCUCCACAAGAUCGAAUUUUUAAAGGACGAUAAGAAGAUUCUUCAAUAUGUAAGAGGCCGCAAUGAUCCGUUGCAGAAAACGCCCCUACCCGGCUUGGACUUUGAGCCUUCACCGGAUGGCCAGACAAUCACACUGAACAAUGUUCGCUUCGCAGCGACCGGUUCUUAUCUCUGCGUGGUCGUUACGGCCUCCCCGUCGAUAUUCACUAAGAGUUCCAACGCGACGAAACUGCAGGUUAUAGUACCGCAGUCGGAAAAACCGCACAUAACUUUCAAGCAGCGCGUUUACGAGUCGGGAGAAACACUAGAGGCGAAUUGUACCUCGGCGCCUGCUCAUCCUGUUCCUCAUCUAACUUGGUUUAUCAAUGGAAAUGAGGUGGACAUUGGACUGGUGACGCCAUUUCCGCAUAAUUUUCAUAACCGUGAUCUUGGCUCAGCUACCUCUAAAUUAUUGAUCGAAGUUUCGGAAUUGCACGCUGGUGACAACGGACGCCUUGAGAUUCGUUGUCAAUCAACUAUUCCGGGAUUCGUAACUCAUCGCGAGCAGUACGCUGACAUUCGAACGAAGACUGUGGAAGUGGAGAUCGCAGUUGUCCCGAUACAAACAUCAGGCGCACUCGGGAGUUUUGCAUCUCUGCUGUUCGUAGGAUGCAUACUGCACGCUGUGCAUCCAAUAAUUCCUUAAUAAAAGUCAAUUGCUAUAGAAUAAAUAAUGUGUAUUAUACUGUCAUAAUGUAAGACGCAGAAGAAUAAUAAAAGACCAAACAAUCAUGUUA